Molecule: messenger RNA, 677 nt
Organism: Drosophila eugracilis
Lineage: Eukaryota; Metazoa; Arthropoda; Insecta; Diptera; Drosophilidae
Gene: lush
Product: general odorant-binding protein lush
Exons: 3
Coding region: 31-492 (153 amino acids)
Biological process (GO): sensory perception of smell; olfactory behavior
Cellular component (GO): extracellular region
Molecular function (GO): odorant binding; dibutyl phthalate binding
Source: RefSeq, a predicted model, not a curated record
GGUCAGUCGACGUAUUUCGUUACCGCCACCAUGAAACAUUGGAAACGACGUUCAUCCGCCUUGUUGGCCCUCGUCCUGCAAAUUUUGGUAUUCCUUUUUCCUGAUCCUGGAGAAGCCAUGACAAUGGACCAAUUUCUUGCCUCGCUAGACAUGAUCAGAAAUGGCUGUGCACCCAAGUUUAAACUUAAUAUAGAAGAUCUCGAUCGGCUUAGAGAAGGAGAUUUCAGUUUUCCCCCAUCACAGGAUCUGAUGUGCUACACAAAGUGCGUGUCCUUAAUGGCGGGCACAGUGAAUAAAAAAGGAGAAUUCAAUGCUGCAAAGGCCCUUGCCCAGCUUCCUCAUCUGGUCCCAACUGAAAUGAUGGAGGUGUCCAAGCGAUCCGUUGAGGCUUGCAGGGAUGCGCACAAAGCUUUUAAGGAGUCGUGUGAAAGGGUCUACCAAACAGCAAAGUGCCUGGCUGAGAAUGGCGAAGGGCAGUUUAAGUGGCCUUAGAACAAUUUUUACAAUGCAUUUAAAGAGUCCAAGGUGUACAGCAUCAUUGUAGUACAUCCCAUUGCCCAAAAAAAAAUGCUUAGCAAUAUAAAACAGAAAUUUACACAAUCACCUUUUUGAUUUCAAACAUUGUUACACUUUAUUGCUGAUAUUGUUAACUAAAUACAACAGUUUUAUAUUAUGCA